UACGUACGCCUAGUAAUUUGAAAGCAUAUAUUGAGGAUACACUAUUUCCAAAAUUGAUUGGCCAUAUCAAAAAAGACACUAUAUCAGAGAGGACGUGUAGAAAUUAUAUGUAUUCGUGGGGUUUUAAAUAUGAUGAGAGAAGAAAGGGUAUUUAUUUUGAUGGCAAUAAGAGACCAGAUGUG
Messenger RNA from Racocetra persica, 182 nucleotides. NCBI's taxonomy places the organism in Eukaryota, Fungi, Glomeromycota, Glomeromycetes, Diversisporales, Gigasporaceae. The record is from the annotation of a GenBank genome assembly.